Molecule: messenger RNA, 2230 nt
Organism: Hirundo rustica (Barn swallow)
Lineage: Eukaryota; Metazoa; Chordata; Aves; Passeriformes; Hirundinidae
Product: olfactory receptor 10A7-like
Exons: 4
Coding region: 465-1415 (316 amino acids)
Biological process (GO): G protein-coupled receptor signaling pathway
Cellular component (GO): membrane
Molecular function (GO): olfactory receptor activity; G protein-coupled receptor activity
Source: RefSeq, a predicted model, not a curated record
CAACUGAGUUGAAACAAAUCUAAAAAAUUCCUUUUCUUCCUCCCUGUGAGACAAGUCUUUGGCUGACUUUCUAUGCUAUAUGCCAUGUGCUAAUGUCAACAGAUUAUUCCAGCUGUGGCAGAAGAUAAUCUGCAUUGAAAAUAUAAUUUUUAAUCUGCAAUGUAAACUGACAGUAGGAAUCAUCAACCCAACACCAUUCCUAAUGUAAGAAAGCAAGGGAAAUUCUUCUAUCAAAAUGUGGAUGACCCAUUUCAGAGGCACUGGAUGACAGAAUUGCUGGAGUGCCUCAGUUUCCUGACCUGGGCUGUGAGAAAACACCGAGCUGGUCCAGCACAGCGUGAACAUCCCACACUCGGGGAACGAGGCCGUGUAACUUCAGAUGUCUGGGAGGAAGGCUGCCUGCCCUGCCAGCCCACUCAGCAGGAGAAACAGAGUGCAAGGAGCAAUGCCCACUGCUCCCUAAGAUGGAGCCAGCAGAGGAAAAAGACGCAGGAAACCACACCCUGCUGACUGAAUUUGUCCUCUCUGGAUUGUCCAGCCGCCCAGAACUUCAGCACGUGCUGUUCUUCACAAUCUGCUUCAUUUACAGCAUGACUCUCGUCGGGAACCUUCUCAUCUGCAUGCUCACAGUGCACCCCGCCCUCCACAUGCCCAUGUACUUCUUCCUCCGCGUCCUGUCCUUCCUGGAUAUUUCCACAGCCACGGUCGUUGUCCCCAAGAUGCUGGUGAUCCUCCUGUCAGAGGACAGGAGCAUCUCCUACCUGGGCUGCGUCACACAGCUCUACUGCGUGGUUUUCUUGGCGGCCACUGAGUGGUACCUGUUGGCAGCCAUGGCCUACGACCGCUACGUGGCCGUGUGCAGCCCCCUGAGGUACUCUGCCAUCAUGAGCACCAGAGCUUGCCUCUCCUUGGUGCUGCUCUCCUGCUGCAGCGGCAAAGUGGUGUCGGUGGUGCAGACAGCCUGGGUGUUCACCCUGUCCUUGUGCGGGCCCAGGAGGAUCAACUACUUCUUCUGUGACAUUCCGCCGCUCGUCGUGCUCUCCUGCACGGACACCUCGCGCUACGAGAAGCAGCUCAUCUCAGCCACGGUGCUCGUCAUCUUCACGCCCUUCUGCCUCAUCCUGCUGUCCUACACCUGCAUCAUCUCCAGCAUCCUGAAGAUUUCCUCUGCAGAGAGCAGACGCAAGGCGUUCUCCACCUGCUCCUCGCACCUUGCUGUUGUAACGUUGUACUGCGCGAGCGGCACUUUGAUUUACUUACAGCCGAAGUCCAGCAGUUCACAGGACGCUAAGAAAAUCCUUGCUCUCAUAUACACAACUGUCAUUCCCACGUUAAACCCCCUGAUUUACAGCCUGAGGAAUAAAGAAGUGAAAGAAGUACUAAUCAGAGCGAUGGCUGUGUUGAUGAAGAAAUAAAGAUUUUCUUGUCUAUGAAUGUGCGGGUUUAAAACCUUAUUUCCUUUUUUGGUGGGUUCUAAUGGCUUACUAGCUCAGGGGAAACUGCAGGCAUAAAGAUCUCUUUCACAGCUGUAAAUAUUUUGCCUUUAUUCUUUGUUUCAGAGGCAAACAUUUUAGAAUUUCUAUCUCAAUUUCUUCCUUAGGAGUACAAUAUCUACACACCAGAUAUUUCUCCUAAAGCAGAACACUUCCCAUAUCUAAUUUAAGUAUCCAGGUUGGAAUUUCUCAUUUCCAUUGCAAGAGUUCACCCUCUCACUGAAGAAAUAUUCUUUUAUAGUGAACUUUCCAGGCUAGGCAUACACUAAUUGACAGGGACUACAUGUUUUGCUUUGCCUUUUUUCUUCCUUGCUGUUUUCCGUUCCUUCCAGCAGAAAAGAGGUUCACUGAAUGAAAAGUGAUAAGGAAAUUAGUUCACUUCUUUCAGAGCCUUGUGUUUUUUAUUGAAGGUGUGGGGAAAGCAAAGGAAAGGAAGAUUAACUAUUGCUCAUUCCUUAUUUACAGCAAGAACUCGACAUUUAACACGGCGCAGCGCCCACGCCCUCCAAGCCCUGUGUGAGUCAUGGGAUAAGAGUGUUCUGCAAGUCUCAGCUGGAGAAAUUCAUCCAGGCAUGAAAAGAAGAGUUUCUGGAGGAUUAGCUGAUAUCUGCAGGGGCACACAGAGCAAAGGGCUGCUACAACUUAGGAGUAUUUAUUUGGGAGGGGUUUGAAGUUUAUUCUGGAUAGAACAGGUGCUCUGGCUCGGUGAAUAGCCCAGGCCUGAGCCUGCAAUAUUC